UGCUUGUUACGCACUUCGUGUAAAACCGCGGUCGCGAGAGGUUGGUCGACGCUGCUCUGGGCUGCACUUUUCUCGCACUUCAACCCAGCCAAAAGGUCCAAUGGAAUUUGCGGCCGUGAACAGGAAGAAGGUGGCGCCGAAGAAGAACAAGCUAACGAGUCGAGUUGAAACAUCGUCGGCGUAAAUUUGGCAUAGCCUGCUGGUGUUUGUGUCGAGUGUGCGUGUGUAUUGUGUACAGUGCGCGUCGUGUGGCAAGUGCGCGACGGAGGCUCGUACCACAGGUGAAAGAAACAGUUGCAACAAACAACACGAACAACAGGGCAAAGAAAAGCGCACUCACCCGCUCCAACAAGAAGACGGCGCAUCGAAGUUGAACAUAAAGUACAGUUAAAAGACGAUUCCACACAUUACACAGUCACCGCAUACCGUGUGUCCGAGAGAAAGAGAGAGAAAGAGAAAGAGAGUACGUGAGGGUGUGUGAGGGGAAGGGUGAGAAGGAGUGAGAGGGUGGCAAACAAUGAAGGCAGUGCGGGUGUGUUGGUGCUUGGAGUUGGGAAUUUGCUUUGUUUUCCAAGUGCAAGAACAGCGAAUGCACAGUCAAUAAGUUCGCGACACGAGAGUGACGGAAAACUAGAAGAACACUAAGCGUGCUGGUGUGUGAGUGUGUGUGUGCCUUGGUUUUUUAUUCUAGAACACGGGCGAUACGUACAGCUACGGGAAGAUUUUCAUCCCUGCGUCCGCCUGCAUGCACAGAACGGGCGAUGCAAAUGUGAUGAUCAUAGCAAUCCGCGGCCGACCCCGUGAGUAAAUCGGGCCGAGUGCACGGGACACUAUGACUUGACGGAUGCGGUGUAAGGGUGUGUGUGCAUGUACGUGUGCGUGCUUUUGGGAGCUAAUUAAUUGUCAAUUGCCAAAUCGUCUCCAUUCAUUAGCAAUCCCUGUCUCGGCACCUUGUGCGUGUGCCCGUCUGUGUGGGUAAAGGGAUGUGCAAGCGGAAUCAGUCGCUUGUGUUAGUGAGUAGCGCGAAGCAAUAGAACCUGAUUGAGCAAUGCGCACACUGUGCCCGUGUGUGCGCGCGCGCGACUGGUGUAAAAUGUGUUUGCGUGAGCGUGAUACCAGUGUGUGUGUGUGUGAAGUGAGAAGGUGAUCGCUCACGCUGCUUUCAUUCACGAAAUCGGUGAAAUCGUCGUCGUCCGUCGUCUUUGCGGGACCAACAAAAGCAGCGAAAAAGAGAAAUAUAAGAAAAGCGAAAGAAAAAAACAAACACAGCUCCGAUGAAUAGGCUCGUUCUGUUCGCUGUGUAAGCGAGUGUGCUUACGUUUUUGUUUGUGUGUGUGUGCGAGAGAGAGAGAGAGAGAGAGAGAGUGAUGGUAGAGGAGCGCUGUGAUAAUUGCUACCCUCUUUAGCCGUCACCCACCCCACCUGUCUACGCAAUUCCUGGAACGAAAGUAGAUCGCUUGCGCUUGUGUGGUGAUCAUCGAUCAUCGCGUACAACGACGGUGUCUAUUCGUGCGUGCACUUUUGAGUGUUCACUGUAUCUAGCUGUGCGUGAGUGUGUGUGAUCGUGAUUUUCCCGUGCGCAUCAGAAGCACUGAGCACAGUGGGGAAAACCGGGCAGUCCGUCCGUGUGCUGCGGAGCCUUGCAUUAUCAGUAUCGCAUCAUUGCUCUGUGCGCGAGAUCGUUUUGUGCAAUGCAAGUGCUGUGUUAGUGUGUGUGUGUGUGCUAACAACAGAGCAAAAAGAAAAAGCGAGUGUGAUCGCAGAGUGGUGGUAGUAAGAAAAAAAGAAAUCCAAGCAUACCUCUACUGAAAAGAAGCUCUUAUUAGUGAAGCUGUGCGUGAAGAGUGUCGUCCGUAUGAGCUUAGUGAGCAGGAAAAAAGGGCUCAGUGCAUCUCAUCGUUAGCCUGCGCGUUGUUUUUCUUUUGUUGUUUCUGGGUGCAAACAGUGCAAUAUUUCCGUCUACGUUCGACCUCAGUCGUAUUUUUCCCGCGAGCCCACACGCUGGUGGUGAUUCUCUUAGUGCCGCGCGAGUGACAUCACAGUACGAGUGUGAAAAUAGAAAUAUAAUUGAAUUCCGCGCAAUUCAGGCUCGAUUUGUGCACGUGUGGCUGUCUGUCUCUGCUCUGCUGUGUGUUCACACGUAUGUUUUUGCGUGCGAGCGUGCGUGUGUGUUUGUGUGCGUAAGUCACCCGUUGAGUGAUGAUGGAAUUGCAACCACUGUUCGUAGUAGUAGCAGCGACCACGAUAAGUCGUACCCUUUAUCUACUGCAACAAACGCCUGGUGGCACCACGUGGGGCAAUCAUAGUGCAAUGGCAACGGCAACCACCACGAGCGAAGGGCACAAUAACAACACAUCACCAGCCUACUAUAACUACCUGUCUGCGCAGCAUCGCCGGAUGACGUGACGGUGUACAGUCGGUAUCAACGGAAAGGCAGCACACGGUUUGGAAUAAAUCCACGCCGGUUUUUUUUUUCAACUAAGAGACGCACACCAAAAAGUACAUGUGUGUGUGUGUUAAGCAGAGAUUUUAACGAUAAACACAAGUAUCGUGCUCAACCUUCUUCUACCAUUAGUUUAAGAAACCUCAACAAACCAAUGAACGAUGGAGUCAUCAAAAGCAGCAACAACUGCAACGGUAGCUGAUGCGUCAGAAGCGGUAACUCCGGCACCGGCAGCAGUUAGCUCACCAGAAGCAGCAUCUUCCGUGUCCACUGGUCCGGAGCAUGAUAAGGAAAUACCCAUAGCGGUAGCAACCGAUACUACCGCGACGGCCGAUGACUCAGAGCCAAAAAUCGAACAAGUAACUCCAGCCGACAUGGAACCACAAACUCCACCAACGCCGGCCGGCAUGCAGGAAACGAUAGAUCCGCUUGCAGUGGCAGAAGAAUCGCCAGAAAUAAGUACAACUUCCAUCGAACCAGAGAUGAAAUCAUCGGAAGACAUAGAAAGCACGAUAAAAGAUACUGAACAAACGGUGGAACAAGAUCCGCUGGCGCGUGCUUUGAGUGAGGAGGCAAGGACGUCUGAAGAAGAAGUACUGAACCCAUCCACAUCCGCUCAGCCUACAGCUGUGAAGGAGGACACCAUGUCCAUGGAAAAGUGUGCCGAAGUGUCCGAAUCUAUUCCAACGUCAACAUCUUCUCCUGAUGAGAAUCCUGAAACGAGCCGCACCAACACCGCUGAGGAUGAAAAGUGUUCGGGUAGAAUUCCUACCAUGGGAACACCACCACCGUUAGUGGAAUCUUCCACAGCCUCACCGGAAAAGGCAGCUCCUGUCGUGGAUGACUCAUCUGCAGCAGCCCCCGGAGAUGGAUCAGUAUACACAACGACAUCCACGGUGGAUAGUAGCAGCGGUAGUGGUGAUAAAACUGGUGACAGCAACGUUGAAACCGUCACAGGGCCUAGCAGUAACAGUAGUGAUAUUGUAAAUAGUAUUAGCAAUGACUGUAGCAGUAGUAGUAGUAGUAGUAGUAUCGGGAACGGCAAAGAGGCAGAAUCUCAAUCGACUGCCACAGAAAAUGGCUCCACGAGUCUCGAAGCGAAUACGACCACAAUGGAUGCGGAUGAUCGUGCACGGCCACUAUCUUCCACGAUCGUUCCACCGUCCACGGUGGAGGAAGCUGCGCAUGCUGUGAUAGAAAAGGAUGCUUUGGCUGACAGCGUAGAGACAGCCGCAGCAGACGAGAAGCAGCCCCAGGAAUCGUUGGCACGCUUGGACGAGUCCCGGCAAGGAUGUGACGGAAACAAUUCAGAGAGAGAUGGAGUAAAUGGGCAGGAAGACGCUAGGGAGAUAGGCAGCAAUCCUUCCGACGAUCAAAUGCGAGACGAAACGAAAUCUGUUCCCAGCAGCGCAUUUGAUGCGAAUGGACAAGAAAAGCGAGAGAAAACCUGCCUCGAGCAUCGUGAAUCUUCGGCGAUGCCACCGGAUCCCGAUACUGGUCCACCGGUAUCGGAGAAAAAGGUUCCUUUGGCAGAUUUCCGAAGUACCGAAAACUGUAACAAUAAGAAUGAAAAUAUUGCAGCCAAUAGUAACGCCUCACCUGGGGAGGAACAUUACAAUCCGCUUCCAACUUCUCAAACCAUGGAAGUUGAAUCUUCGCAAAAUGAUAACAUGAACGGCAGUGGCGAUAAUCGAAUGCUCAACACACUCAGCACAGGAGCUACCACUGGUCGGAGCGAUCACUAUCUCCAGCAGCAACAAACUCCUCCGGUAUCGGCCCGAAAUCCGCUCCAGUUCACGGAGGUAGCGAACGACGAGGUUGAGCUUAAGGUGGACGGUGGUCAUUUGCUUGAUCGUGUCAUUAAACUGUCACUUCUCAAAGGGCUGCAAGACAGUGGGAAGCGUCUGGCAAAGAGUAGUCUGAUCAUUUCCGGCGCCGGAGCCAGCAUAGGUGAGGGAGCGAAUGGAGAGGCAACACUGGCAACAACUUCCUCGCUGAGCAAAGCAAAGAGCGCCGCCGCAGGUUUGCGGUUGAUGGAGGAACACAAAACCACUCCUCCCGCACUCGUAGCCAAUGGAGCAGCUGUAAACGGAAUUGAAGCAGCUCCAGUCGCUGUGACGGAAAUAGCAAGCAGUACGAAGGAGCCAGCAGACUCUCAAAACCAUCCAACUGCGCAGAGUGGGGGAAGAAUACGUCAUUCAAGUGAUACUACCGUAAGCAGCAGUCCCUCCGGGGAAUUGGAUGGAGGGGUACGCAGCAGUAGCAACAGUUCGUUAGAUUUCCGAGAGGAAGAAAGAUCACCGACGGCACAGGCUCAAGAAGCUACAUCACCAGCAUCCAGCCUGGAGCCAUCUUCGAAUCGGAGCUCUGCCACACGGGAACCAGCGUCAGUGCAACCCACCCAAAAUAACAAUAACGAGCAUCUGCCUGUGAAAGCACGGAAACCACAGUACUACGCCAGUAUUCCGGAUUUUUCAAAGCAACAGUUUUCCUCGGCCGCCUCCAUGUCCACCGUGUCGACAUCGACGACAACAGGCGCGAAAAGCCUCGCUCAGCUACACAUGAAGACGCCCGACUUUAGCCGCCUUGUUCCCGGUACGGUGCCGUCCAGUCAAACAUCUCCGUCUUCCACGACGACAAACGCUGCAAUCUCCACCGUCGCUUCGUCGAGCAUGCGGACAACGAGUGAGUUGAAAAUCUCGAAUCCUGACUUUACGAAAGGAUUUGGUGCGCAGCACCAUUCGCAGUACAGUUCUUCGGCGCACGCUGUUAGCUAUCCGUCUGCUCAAGAACAACCUAGUAGUGGCGGCAACAGCAGUUCGCCGUAUGUUACGCCGGAUACGUUUAGUAAACUUAUCAAGGAGCGAAACUACAUUGCGGACUUGCAGUUGAAGAAUCCACCACCUUCCCAGCAAAGCUCAGCCGAAAGUCAACAAGUUGGGAAAAGUGCUGGAUCACAGAACGAUUACCCGCCGUCCAGGAUAGUUGUGGUGGACACUACAUCAGUUGCAGUUGGCAGUACUGCACCUUAUGGACACGCUACUUCCAGUCCUGUUGGUCAAUAUCGUCGCCCUUCGCCAAUUGAGAACGGAAUGGAGCAGGAACCGAAGGCCCAUGUGAUACACAAAACUUCAGGCGGUUCGUCAGCACCACCGCAACCACCACCACCACCACCACCACCUGCACAAUCUGCCGGUGGUCACCAUGCGCCGAAAACGUGGAAUCCUCCAGAGUUUAGCAGUAAACACUUUACCCAUGGACCUCCGAGCCAUAGCCGGCCGGCGGCGGGUUCAAAUGGAGCGGGACCAUCGUCUACAUCACCUUCAUCCCGCGAUCCGUCGCCUGCGCCUUCGUCUUCAUCUCCACAUCAACCGUCGUACGGACAACAUCCUGGCGGGUUGGUGAACUACGCAGGCAAAUCCUCUCACACUGGAACCACCUCGGUCGCCGGGUCGGAAAGAAUCAUCGUAAACAAUGUGCGAACAUAUUAUCCAGAGGCUUCUGUUCCACCUGCAUCGGCGUCGGUGCCACCUUCCGGUACGUCCUCCUCGUCGUAUCCGUCGUUGCCGAAGGUGAAAGAUCCCGAGUUUCGAUUGGAUCAAAAUAAAGAGCAACUGCUACUGCAGGAGGGAACAAUCGUCACGGUGAAACAACCGUACUCGAAUCACACGACAGGACGAGGCCAGCUACCGCCCCCGACUACAGUCCGAUCACCAUCGGCUGAGAGGCGCGAAGCUCAGAUGAUGCAACAUUCGCAAGAUAUACUGUAUCGAGAUUAUAAACACCACAAAAAGCCUACCAGUUCUGUAAGCCCGGGAGGUAGUAAUACCCGACCAGUAGGCUCCUCACAGAGCUCGGUGGAUCGUCGAUCACCAUACGACCCAGCUGCGUAUUACUCUCAGUCGAUGCAUCAUCAUAGACCUCCAAUAAUUCCUCCUCAAGGCAGUAGUGGAUUGAUGCAUCCACCGCCACCUAACUGGCCGGGAUCGGGGCAACAUCUUCCUCCGCAUCACAUUGCAAGGGCAGCUGUUGGGCCGGGUGCACGCAGCAGUCCACAAGACAAUGGAGCAAGUCCAGUGUCUUCGCCAGCACCACUGCCAGCGGGUCAGCAUCACUACCAUCCCCAUCCACAUCAAGCUCCAUACUACGGGCAAUACAAAAAUGCUCCGAGUCCCGUAUCGGGUUCGACAUAUGGAUCCAAUUCAUCCCCAGCUCAACCGCAAGGAUCAGGCAGUAAAUAUCCUUCCCAACAACAGCACUAUCCCGGUGGAACUGGAACUGGCGCUUCCGAUCGAAGACUGGAAGUACUAGACCGGACCGGGGUGGGUUCAGGAAACUACAAAGGAUUGGACUAUAACAUGGAGCAGAAGUUUGCGGAAGUUUACCAAGCACAUCAAGCCAAGGAGAAGCAGGCAGCGGCAGAAGCAGCCGCUUCUAGCUCGGCAAGACAAGGAUCCCGUCCAGGGCCUGGUGCUACGAGCGGGAGUCCUGGAAUAUCGUCGACCCCUGGAUCGUCCUCGAAGGGACCGGCUGCUUAUAGCUACGAGCAGUAUCAUCCAUACUAUCAACACUCGCAGGCGACACCUUCUCCAACAUCCACGCCAUCACCAGUGCCUUCCCCCCUCCAUAGAAAGUACAGCGGUCCACCGUCCAGGGAUCCUUCACCACAGGGACAGCAGCCACAGCAGCCGCACCAACAUCAUCGGUACGGAGGAUCAAAUGAAGCAAUGUAUCACGUGCCUGCCGGAGGACCUCCGGCCAUGUACGUGCAUUCGGGAGCUCCAAAACCUGGUGAGCAAGGCGCCGCACAACAAUCCAUGCCCCCUGCGUCGCACUAUCAAAGUCAGCCAUCCUCUUCGUCGUCGUCCUAUUCCAGUGUGACCACUACGUACUCGAAUCGUCCUCACCAUGCAGGUGCCGUUGUGAGCCCGAAUCAUCCCAACUCUGUACAACAGUCUGUGAUAAGCGGUAACCCGUAUGAUCGGUACGUCCAUGCCUACGCUACUGGUGGACAAUCUCAUCCCGCAUCUGGAGGGCAGCAGCAACAGCAGCAACAACAGACGCAUCACUCCAAACCAUCACUUCCAUAUCCUCCAGCGGGACGACUGCAAGGACCUCCACCGUUGCAACCUGCCCCUCCAUCAGCGACUGGACAGUCUCAGCCCGUCAUACAACCUCCUCUAACGGGAAGUAAAAACAUUCCCGUGCGUGUUAUUGCCACAGCACCACCUGCGACUGCUUCUGCGUCUGCCGUCGCAACACUACCUAACGCCGUACCUACCAUACAACCGCAAGGAACAGCUCGAUCCUCGGGUCAGGCCUCAACAGCAGCUGCCCUAUCGCAACCGGCGUUAGUAUCAGCAGGGGAGAGCCAACGUGAUCUAAACCGCGUCGCUACAACCACGCCGGUAAUCGUCGCUCCUGUCAAACGCGAAUCUCCGCUGGAUCUUUCAGUAAAAACCGUCAAAACGAAGGCCGAUUCGACAGGGUGUGAUGAUUAUGCAAUGAGUGCCAGCAACAGUAGUAUCAGUAGCAGCAGCAGUAGCAGUAGUAGUGGUGGAACUGGUCGACCUCGUGAAGUGGUGCCUAAAGUGGACUUUAGUCCAAACUUUCAAAAACACAUUCCUGCAAGAAAUCCUGGCCCCAAUGGUGCUCCCGGCGUUGGGUUACCGGCGGUGGAUGUUAGACAACCUCACGAACCUCCCCAGCAUCCGACGCCUUCGCCAACGCGCCACGUUUCUGUCAUCAGUCCUGCAAUACCGCCCGGGUAUGAUAAGAAAACGGAUGCUUACAUGUCAGCGAACUAUCGUGCUGUCGGUGGACCGUUGGCGACUCCGGCAUAUCAAUACUCUGCCGGUCCGACUCGAUUAGGCCCGGGGCCACCGGGUGGAUAUGAUGGCUCUCCAGCGGCUUCCUCGUCUUCAAUGGCUUCUGCUAGUAGUAAAAGUGUGUACUAUCCUCCAACGGGACAAGAGUAUGGUCGUCCAGCGGGAAAAUCAGGUUCCGGAAGCAUCGUAACCGGGCAAGCUGCUCCCGGUGGACCAACGAAUUCACGUUCCAACCCAUCCUCUCAAGGUCCACCAGCAAUUGCAUCAGCUGCCUCGCAGGCGCAUGUAAACGAUCGCAUGGAGGAUCGCAAAUUCGUGGAGAGCAUGUUGAAGAAGAAAACAUCACCCUCUUCUGAUGUGAUGGCGGACCUACAGGCAGGCAAGUUUCCGACUCGCAUUCCACAAACUUUGGCACCGAAAAAGAGAGUUGCAGCGGCUGCAGCAGCAGCUGCCGCUGCUGAAGCAGCUCUGGCGAAGGCCCCCGUAAUUCAAACUGGAGCAGGUUCGCCGGCAGUUCCUUCGCCGGCCAAGGUAGCGAAAUACGAAGACUCGACAGUACCUCGUGCCCAGGUAGGACCAACGCAUGUAUCAGCUCCGCCGCAACAGGGUCCUGCUCAAGCAUCUGCUCAAGGAGCGCCGACAUAUGAUGGACGCUAUCCAAACCAUGCUCAAGGAACUUCUCGGGAAGGAUCCUAUCCUAGCUACGGCCCAGCUGCUCAUCUUUAUGCAAGCUCCGGCAAGCGUCCAACAGUACCGGAGAUGUCUAAUGGUCCUGCUGUACAUCCGUCCGUGAUAACCACCAACUAUCAUCAUCAUCCACAGUCCGUGCUGCAGCAACAUCAGCAACCGCAGCAGUACACUCCAGAUGCUCGCUAUUAUCCACACCACUCGCCUCUUCCGGUGAAACCGCGUGAGGAGCAUAUAAUGCCAGUCUACCAUCCACCGCACUUGAGAGGCGGAAGUGCAGCAUCGUACUCGUCACCACAUGCGUAUGGCUAUUCGAAGGACGAGCCUAAUGCUCAUCCACCCUAUCCUCAGCACCAUUCCGAUCCGAUGGCGUAUCAUAAGGGGUCACCGACUGUGGCACCGCCGUUUCGUUACGGAGAUUCGUUGAAGGCACCACCGCCACCACCACCACCAGAACAUACCGCUGUACAUCAUAUGCAGUCUCACAUCCACUACACGGGUGCAAGUGCCGGAGCUAUCCCGAAGGUUGGCCACGGGGCUGCUCAUCAAUAUCAGCAGCCAGCACAGCCACAGUCUCAGCAGCAGCAGCAACAUCAUUCUUCACAACCUGCUGCCGAACCAAUAGCCGUUCCGCAGUAUCCGCCAAACGUUCAUCCUAGCUAUGGAGCACCGCAGCAUCAUCGUGGAGCCGAUCAGUCGGUAAUUUCAAAACUUCGCACCAGUCUCGAGCUGAAGGAAUACGAGAAGCAACGUAUCAAUCAGCUGCGUAAGCAGCCAGGCAUGGAACUGGGCGAUGAAGAUCGUCCCCAGAAAGCAGCUCUGCCAUCUCCGGGACCAGCACCGACCGGUGUCAUUCCUUCGAUGCACGAUUCUCCAUCGCCCUCGUCGCGCUUUCGUACGAAGGGCGAACUUAAAGGAUACACCCCGUUGCCAACGCCAAGUGUAGUUACCAAACCACCCCGAUCCAUCGCUGAAUCUCCUCCGAUGUCUUUGAAAAGAGAAGAACUUGGUGGUGAGGAGGCGCAGGAAGAUGGGGAAGAGGGGAAAAAAUCGAUUGUCCCACCGGUAGAUAUGGAUGGUGCGUCGGCACUGGAUAUACUGGACUGGGGCAGUGCCUGUAAUGAAUUCGUCGAACAAUUGCAAACGGGUAAAAAGCGUGGUCGACGGAAACGAACAGGAGGGACGGUCUCUGCUGGAUCGGCUGGCGGACGUAAUUGGCCUGCGAUUGAUUCGAUCGAAACGGCCGCGGCGUCGGUUCCCGAGGGCUCUACAACGGACUUGUCGGCGAUCCCGAAGGAAGUGCUCAACUCCGCGCGUUCACCGCUGCGUCUUCAGGCUGCUGGAAACGGAAGCGAGAGCUCAAGCGACGAAGACAAACCUCUGCUUCUACUUCGCCAGCAGUCCCAACAGCAGCAGAAAGAUCAAGAGGAACAGCGCCAGGUGGAUGGCAAAGCGCACGCAGCUUUUGUGCAAACGGAAAAGGCGGCACGCAAUCUGCGCGAAAAGCAGCGAUUCGAGCUGCAGCAGAAACACGAAGCUAAGCUAGGCCGUUCCAGCAGUACCGAUAGCGAAACGGCACGGCUUGCGUUUGUUACUGCCCAGCGUGCAAAAGCCCGCGUUCGGAAGCUACGCCACCGGUCGAGCGUUGCUGCCACCCUUUCGCUCAAGUCGUCGGACGGGGACGGUGACGUGACGGCGGACGGUGCUGAGGAUGAUCGUGGUAAACCGGGCCAGAAGCGUGUGCCACAUUCGCUGGAGAACAGUGCAAAGCGGAAGCGUAUCCGUGGUCCAGGUUCACGAUCGUCCUCCUCUUCGUCAUCCUCUUCCUCGUCGGAGAGUAGUGCACCGGCGGUGGUAAAGAAGCCGGAGAGUGCGGUGCCCAGAAAGCGCGGACGCCCAAAGGGAACGGGAGCCGGUGGUAAGCGUACUCAACCAUCGACCAGCAGCCGGUGUCAGACGAGCACGAUCAAGCAGGAAACGAAUGAGAAAAGUGAUCUCAGCUCCGACGAAGAAUCUCGUGCCGUGCGUACACCGCACAAGAAUGGAUCCACCGCAGCAAAUUCCGAGGCUGCAAAGAGACGUGAAGGAGGAGCGGCUGCUGGUAAUGGUAGUGCGGGUGGCUCUUCCGGAAGUGGUAAUGGCGCGGGCGGUAAAGCACAGCAGGGCAGUAAGGUGAGCGAAGGCUCGGCGUGUAUCGACGGUGGACAGAAGGAAAAGCAUCCCCCGGCCGGAGCAAAGAAGAAACCGGCAAAACCACGCACAAAUUCCAGGUCGAAGGCAGAAUCGUCGUCGGAUUCGUCAUCGGAUAGUUCGGCUUCCUCGUUGUCCGAUGAGGAGGCGGAAGAGACAAUGACGCGCUCGCGUAGCAAACGGGAAGCUGAACGUCGCCGAUCAAAUAGCAAAGUUCUGCGCAACGAUAAGAUCGUCGAAAACUGCCCGAAUCAGCGUUUUGCUCGAACCCGCGCUGACAGUGAACGCACCCCAACAAAGAAGGGUAAGGCUCGCAAACUAUCAGUCGGAGAACCAACGCCGAAGCGUUCAAAGUCGCGUGUAGUUGAGUCGGAUUCGGAUGGUCCCAAGGCGGGUGUUGGUGGUAACGCUGUUCCGCGCAAACGUACUCGUCAGGCUUCAAAAAACGCGCCAAAUUCGUCGGCUGGUUCAGGCGAGUCGGCGACCAGCUCGAGUGAGGACGAAGGUCAGAUGGAUCUGUCGGAGCGUUUGCGUUCUCGGAAGGUUGCAAAGAAACCGGCCGAGGAACCUGCCCGAAAGCAGCCAACUGCUACUGCAACGAAAAGUGGUUCGCGUCGGGAAAGUACCACCUCAGCUAGGGGCAGUGAAUCAUCCACCAAGAAGAAGGGUAGCGGAUCCGGUCCUCCCUCAAGCUCUGCAUUGGCCGGAGUGAAGAAAUCGUUGAAAGAGCUCACCCAAACUCCGGCACCGGUUGAACCUCCGGAUCAUUUCUACCCCGGUUGGGAGAAGGAACUGUACGAAUACAAGCGAUCGAUCAAGGUACCCCCGGAGCUGAUCACAAUUGAUGGAUACAUGCAUCGAAUUUCGUCUUCGCUGCCCGAUCUGGACUCCCCGCACCACAGCGACGGGUCGGAAACGUUCUCGGAGAUUGUGAAGAAGCUGAACCAGCGAGAUGUUGGAUCAGCACCACCGAAACGCUUCAAAACGAAGGCUGCGGCCAAGCAACAGCAGCAGCAACCUGUUCCUGGAACGUCCUCAGCUCCAUCUGUUGCUGCCAGAGCGAAGGAGGAUGAACACAGCACCCAGGAGCGCAAGAAAAUCGACGACGAUAAAAAGUUCAGGUCGAUCAUAGAGAUAUUGCAUCGUCGCUGUAUUGCGGCGCAAGGAACAAAACCGACGCCAUCAACUUCCGGUCGCGGAAAGGGAGCAAAAAACGCAGGAAAGGGCCAAAGCAAUGCCACGUCCAGUACCGAGAAUACCAAGCCCAGGCAAGAGUUUGAACUGCUGCCGACGCCGGGCGCCGAAUCGGAAUCACUGUUCAGCAAGAAUAGCAAGAAGAAAAAGUCGCUUUUCGAUACGGCCAUCUUGAAGUCGCGCACACGCACCGAGCAAAAAGCGAUGCAGAGCAAAGAGAUGAUCCGGGAAGUGUUCGGGGGCGAUGAAGAAAGACCUCAGUCGGCACCACCGCUCAGCUGCCGUCCGGAACCACCCCCACUGUUCGAGGAGGGUCUGCAAAACGUAACGUUCGACGAGCGAUACAACGAACUGAUGCGCAACAUCGAUCGGAUUGUGGGUGAGCUCGAUGGCGGUGGGUCUGUGGCGACAACCACCAUCAAACAGGAACCUGCCGAAGAGGAAGAGGACGACGAAGAGGAAGAACCGGAAGACGAGGAGGAGGAUGAUGAUACGCAAGAUGGUGGUAGUGCACGGAUGAAAGACUCCGAGCGCGACACACCAUCCAUCGCUUCCGAGCGAGGUGAUCGGGAUCAUCAGCUGCCCGGUACGCCUCUCUCCUUCAACGGUGGGUCGGCGAUCCUCGGCGCGAAUGUGUCCGCUCCGGGCAGUGGUGUACUGGUAGUGCCGGCAGCACCCAAAAAACGUGGCCGCGGCCAUCGCACUUCACGUCGCAAGGGUAGUUCGGGGUUUGAUUACAUUCGCAAGAAAAAGAAACCCUCGCAACAGCAUCACCAUGGCAACCAUCAGCAGCAGCAUGGAGCGGCCGGUGCGAAUGGCCUCAAUGGUUCGAUCGGUGGCCGGAAGGUGACGAUAUUCGGGAACAUCGAGGGAAAGGAUGAGACGCACAUCAGCAAGGAGAUCCGUAGCUGGGUGCUGAACAAAGGGGCCGGUGAGAGCGUUAUGCAUAAGGCGGCUCGCUUGGGCUACACGGACGUGAUCGUGUACUGCCUGGAGCGUCUGGACAUGGAUCCGGACUUGAAGGAUAAUGCCGGUUACACGCCACUGCAUGAAGCGUGCGCCAAAGGACACCUGGACAUUGCCAACUACCUGCUGCAGUAUGGUGCCAGUCAUUCGGAGCCGGCCCAGUCAGGAAUGCGGCCACUGCACGAGGCGGUGGAAAACUCGUUCGUGGAGAUCGUGCGACUGUUGCUGGCGUUCGGUGCUGAUCCUAUGCUGGCAACGUAUCGCGGCAUGACACCGAUGGAGCUGGCGGAAAGCGAUGACAUGACGCUUUUUCUCGAGCACCACCUAAACGAUGUGCAGAGUAUGGCACCGAACAAGAUUGGGUGGAAGUUUGACGGACCUUGGAAGAUUCAUGAUCCAGAAGAAAGUGGUUGCAAUAUAUUCUCGGACAUUCCGGGAUUCGACGGAACCGGCGGUCUAACAUCACUCAACACCAGCGGUACGAGCAGUAGCAGCAACAGUGGUGCGAUCUCGUCCGCCUCCAGCAAACGGUGCGAUUCCAACUCCAACAUCAUGCACUACGAAGUGGGUGAAAGUGUUACCAGCGCCGCCGGAGUUGGCGAUUCGACACGCAAACGGAACGGCAUCACCAACGAAAACCUUCCAGCUGGGUUGAGAAAUGGAAAAAUCAAGCGCGGCCUUCCGAAACAGCAGGAAGUGCGCCUUCCGAACGGUGCAACUGUCCCACGAGCGACUACGAAACUGAGCAACGGUGAGGAUCGGGCUAAUGCGGAGCAACAGGAUCUCGAGAUGCAUGACGCCGGGAGUGAUGGUGAGGACGGGGAGAUCAUAUUCGAGUACGAGGAAGCGGAUCGACCCUUGCCACCGCUGUACAUCCUGAAGGACGAGUACAACGAGCGGUGGAUGCUAAUGAGCGAUCUGUGCAGCUUUCUCAAGUUCAAAUCGAAGGAGGCCGUGCUAAGACAGAUAUGUCCCAACAAUUCGACCAACAGCCAGCGUGAGCUGAUACGUGAGAUGAAGAUCGAAGAGUUCCUGACACGGGCCAACUGCCUGCAGCUGUUGUGCGCUGGCGAGAAGCUCAACAUUCACGCCUCCAAGGUGGUGCUGGUGAAGUACAACGACAGUGUGAAGAACCUGCUGCAAGUACAGAGCUUCAUUGCACGUAUCUAGUAGUCCAUCUAGUAGGCCGUCUCGUGCGGUGUUCGAGGCGAGUCCCGUGUGCAGAAGACUGAAUUCAGAUGAACGAACAAAACAACACACAAACAAAUCAUCACGACCUAUCGAUGUAUGCGGUGAGCAGUAGUGCUCCAGAGGAGGGCUCAAGUCCCGCGGUUCGAAUGCUUUCGAACUCUAGUGUUAAGUUUUUUUAGCUAUUUUAAUGUGUAAUUAUGUUAUCUGCUCGCCUUUUUAGCUUAUUAUUUCGGUUUUGUAGCAUCUCUUUUCGUAUGUGUGUGUGUGCGUAGCUUUUUGUGUGAUUGUGAACAUAUAGAAACUUACCUCUAGCAAAAUGGGAAAUGUUGGAGCUCUCCAGGAGAUAUUUAGCAAACAGCGACCCCGCUGCUAGUUAAUAAGCAUGUUGCCUAAUUAUUGUGACUUCCCUGGACGCUGAGGAUGCAGUAUGUGCAACGUAUAGUAACAAUUUCAGUUAUUACCAGAACACACGAGCUCUUGAGGUAGCUAGCACGAUUUAUGUAUAUUUAUUCUUUAACCUGCCGUGUGAACAAACCGAACAAGCGUGUCCCGUGUGUACCCUUUUUGUUUUGUUUUUUUUGUCACGAUGAGUUCUUUUUGUUAAGUGUGUACUUUUUAAUGUUUUAGUGUACUUUUAGUUAGGUGUGGUUAGAUUUUGUUCCGUUUUUUUUUCGUUUAUAUUAUCAUGUUUCUCUAGCAUAAUUGUCCGUUAGCCCUUUUGCAAGGGGAGUUUAUCAGUUCUAGGAAUCGUUUCAUUGUGCGCGUGUGUGCUUGUGGAGUAUGUUUUCUUUUUUAAACUUUAAUUUCGUUGCGUUGUGUAGGUAGUUUAUGGUGUAGAAGCCGUUCAGCGGAGCGGUUCUGGUUGUUUUGAGAGUAAGCGAAAGUUUUAUUAAGUGUUUUUGAUGAUGCUCAUGGAUGCAACCGACGGGGUGGCGGGUAGAUCAUCCUUCCAGACUCAAACAAAAAAUCCAAGGAAAAGCACGUUAGAAUGUAGUAGACAAUGAGAUACUCGAAUAUAUUGCGUAGUGCGUGAACGUGGCAAGAGGCAAAACGAAGGCAAGGCAGUGGAGGAAACUCAUUGACUGAUGAUUGUGUUUACUAUUUCACUUUGUAACAAAAAUAGUAGAAUCGCCUAAACGAAGAGCAUAAACGAGGAUUGUGAGAAGUUAGGUGUUGGCAAAGGAAGGUGCCUAGGCAAACUAUUAGUCGUUCUUAAACGAAUGUUCUAAAGGCUAAUGAUGAGAGAAAACGACAAUUUGAAGGUUUCACGUGUGCUUGUGUGUGUGUGUGUGUGCGUCAGGCGCGAGAAGACAGGAUUCGGAUUCGCGGACCCGGGGCGUAAGGUCCCGGUGGUUUGUUGAGUUAUUUGAAUCGUUCCAAGUGCAAUCAUAGAUUUGCAAAUUUUAACGCAAAACGAACGCUGGCGCUGUGCGUGUGUGUAGCUAGCAGAAAGAAGGGCGGUUAUAGAAACCUGGGGAAAUAAGAGUGAAGCUGAAGCCAGAGUGGUAUGUUUUAUAUAAAGGAAGGGAAUGUUUCGUAAACGUAUAUACAAUACAGAAGAACAGCUGGUAGGGUUAUUAGAAUGGCAAAAGCAAACAGCAACACAUGUGAUGAUUUUCGAAACGAUAAAGAAAAGUAAAACAAAACGAUGGAACAGUUUAUAAAUAAGAAAUUAGAUGAUGGAGAAAGUAUAGUUGAAAAGGCGAACGAUACAGAGCGAGAGGGAAUGAAAGAUGGUAAUGGAUAGAAGAGAACAGAAUAACAUUAUACAAUUAUUAUUAUAUGUAAUAUGGUACUAUUAACAAAAAGCAAAAUGCGACAAAUUCUCGUUUGUUUCCGAGGAACACUGGCGUGCGUCGUCGUUGCCGAAGAAGAAGGCAGACAAUGUUCGUGGUUGCGAUCACAUGAUGUGGGUGCAAUCACGAUCAUUCGUGUUAGUUCAAGAGGAAGAAACAAAAUGUAUUCGAAACAAAUUGCGUCGUAAAUUUGA
Messenger RNA from Anopheles stephensi (Asian malaria mosquito), 16489 nucleotides. RefSeq names its product mucin-12-like. The record is from RefSeq and is a predicted model, not a curated record. Lineage: Eukaryota; Metazoa; Arthropoda; Insecta; Diptera; Culicidae. Gene Ontology annotation, cellular component: nucleus. Gene Ontology annotation, biological process: negative regulation of transcription by RNA polymerase II. The coding region runs from base 2605 to 14478 and encodes 3957 amino acids. Gene Ontology annotation, molecular function: transcription corepressor activity; protein binding. The transcript is spliced from 6 exons.